Messenger RNA from Tilletiaria anomala UBC 951, 501 nucleotides. RefSeq lists its product as uncharacterized. The record is from RefSeq and is a predicted model, not a curated record. Gene Ontology annotation, molecular function: actin filament binding. The transcript is spliced from 2 exons. Bases 1 to 501 code for a protein of 166 amino acids. Lineage: Eukaryota; Fungi; Basidiomycota; Exobasidiomycetes; Georgefischeriales; Tilletiariaceae. Gene Ontology annotation, cellular component: actin cortical patch; actin cytoskeleton; cytoplasm. Gene Ontology annotation, biological process: actin filament depolymerization; actin filament severing; cell motility.
AUGCAAUCUUCGGGAGUCAAGGUCCACACUGACUGCCUGGAGCAGUUUCAGAGCCUCAAGCUCGGGAAGAAGCACAAGUUCAUCAUCUACUCUCUGAGCAGCGACAACACGCAGAUCGUUGUGUCCAAGACUUCCGCCUCUGCCUCGUACGAUGACUUUGUUGCCGAGCUCCCACCGACAGACUGCCGCUACGCGGUGUACGACCUGGAGUACGAUUCGGAUGAGGGCAAGAGGAACAAGAUCUGCUUCUUUGCCUGGUCCCCCGACGACGCUAAGAUCAAGCAGAAGAUGCUCUACGCCUCGUCCAAGGAUGCCAUUCGGAAAUCCCUCACCGGCAUCCAGACAGAGAUCCAGGGCACCGACUUUAGCGAGGUCGCGUAUGAUGCCGGUGAGUUCCCGCAUCACGAACGAAUCGUGGGGUUUCUGAUCGACGCAGGCAGUGGCGGGAGCCCAAGCUCACGGGCACAACGCACCGGCGGCAGUGGUGGCAACCGAGAUUAG